Molecule: messenger RNA, 949 nt
Organism: Exophiala viscosa
Lineage: Eukaryota; Fungi; Ascomycota; Eurotiomycetes; Chaetothyriales; Herpotrichiellaceae
Product: calmodulin
Exons: 2
Coding region: 186-797 (203 amino acids)
Biological process (GO): centriole replication; mitotic cell cycle
Cellular component (GO): centrosome; centriole
Molecular function (GO): calcium ion binding
Source: RefSeq, a predicted model, not a curated record
ACGUCAACCAACAUCAGCCACAUUUUAUUCACUCUUAUUCUGUGGCAGUGUGGCGUCAUCAAUAGUCGCCUGUGCACAGUCACCAUUUCUACCACAAUCAUCAAUCUUCCAGCCAUCCCACCUUACGUGGUUCAAGUCUUGGAUGUGUACCACAUUGUGCGCUCCAAUGUUCUUCAACCUUGAAAAUGCCACCACGGAAAACGCCCGCAAAGGGUAAGGCCAGCGCCGCGAAAGGCAAGGCAGCAGAACCGCCAAAAUCACGCCGCUCAAAGCUCGCCAAAGAGAACGAGAUCACCGCAGAAGAAGAGGCCGAGAUCAAAGAAGCAUGGAACCUCUUUCGACUCGAUGACGUGGAGGAAUACGAAGAUGAGAAGGAAGGAGUCAUCCGAACCAGCGAGGUAAAGACAGCUCUCAAAGCUCAAGGCCUUGCUCCUCGUAGUCAAUCGGACAUGCAAGAAUUCAUCGAGACCCUUGAUCCCGAUUCAUCUGGCUAUGUUACUUAUGCGCAUUUCCUUGCGUUAUGUGCCAUUCAACUCAAGUCCAAGACCGACGAGGCCAAGGACGAGGAAGUUCAGACUGCCUUUGACCUAUUCAGUCCCGGCCAGGGCGUUGCAGGCCAGGAACAGGUCAUUCACGUGCAAGAUCUACGGAUAGUGGCGAAAACAUUGAGGGAGGACAUUAGUGACGAUGUCUUGAAGGCAAUGAUUUUGGAAGCGAAUGGUGGGCAAGGUAUUGGCAAAGGUGUCAACCUGGAGGACUUUCGUGCUGUAAUGACCAGGGCAGGUGUGUUUCAAUAAGAGUCGGGGAUUGGGAGGCGGCAAGGUGUUUUUGGGUGACUGGGGCGAUGUCACUUUUAUGGACUGAAAAACAAGGAGAGACUACGGUGACCUUGAAUGGGAAACGGGAGAAGAGAGUAGAUUGUCUCCACGACUGAUCAGCUCACGAUUCA